Messenger RNA from Drosophila montana, 3237 nucleotides. Its product is annotated as protein bric-a-brac 1. Gene Ontology annotation, molecular function: DNA binding; protein binding. The record is from RefSeq and is a predicted model, not a curated record. Gene Ontology annotation, cellular component: nucleus. The transcript is spliced from 2 exons. Gene Ontology annotation, biological process: regulation of transcription by RNA polymerase II. NCBI's taxonomy places the organism in Eukaryota, Metazoa, Arthropoda, Insecta, Diptera, Drosophilidae. Bases 606 to 2393 code for a protein of 595 amino acids.
AAGCCGAACAGUCAAUGAAGUUGGCGGUGCGCAAAGUUAAUUAUACUUAAACUUUCAAUUUUAAAUCGCAUUUUAAGAACAAUUCCGCAUGAAAGCCGUGCACGCGAUGUGCUUAUGAAGUUUACUGUUUUCGUUAUACCCAUGUUAUUGUUAAAGCGAGCGCUGCCACCGCUUUUCCUCUGCAUUCGUUGGAUGUUUUAAAAAAAAAACACGCGCGUUGCGCGUCGUACGAAACAUAUUCAAAAGUUGUUUGCUACAUAUGUGUGUGUGCGUGUGUUGUAUGUUUGUAUGUGCGUAUGUGCUGGCUUUAUUAAACAUUAACAUUGCGAAAAAUCAAUACACAUUGUGUUCGCAAGUCUCUCAGUGCUUGUGUGCUGUGCACCGUGAGGCAUUUGUGCAAGAAUUGUGUUAAACAAAAAGCGACGCACGCAACGCAAGGAUAACGCCAGCAGAAGGCGGCUGGCGGUAGGGGCCAACACGCACCCAACGCAUCUAAAACGAGAUAAUAAAAAACGCAUUGAGCUUCCAUUAGAGCUUCCAUUGGAUCUGGAGUUGAAUACUAGUUACGAAUCGAACGUGGACGAGGCGUUCUUGGCUGCAGCAGGAUGAGCGCCACCACACAGGAGUUUUGCGUGCGAUGGAACAGCCAUUUGGGCAGCAUUGGUGCGGCCUUUCCACAGCUGUUGGCUGGUCAGAGAUUUGUGGAUGUGACACUAGCCUGUGAGGGGCAUCAGGUGCAUUGCCAUCGCCUGGUGCUGGCUGCCUGCUCCACAUACUUUGAAGCCAUAUUGGCUGAGAAUCCGUGCAAGCAUCCGGUCAUCAUAUUGCCCAGCGAGAUCAAACUGUGGGAGAUCCAGGCGCUGGUCGAUUUCAUGUACAAGGGCGAGGUCAAUGUGACGCAGGCUGGAUUGGGCCAGCUGUUGCGCUGCGCCGAGCAGCUCCGUAUACGCGGCCUCUAUGGCUCCGAGGCGGCCAUCAACUACAAGCAGCUGCAACAGAUGCGCCAGGAGGCAGCGACGCAGGAGUCGCCAGCUCCUCCAAAACAGGAACAGCAGCAGCAACAACAACAGCAGCAACAACAACAGCAGCCGCAUCAACUGGACUGCACUGAGACGGAUGACACGGCCACCAACUCGACGACAUCGACCACAACCACAAGCACAACGGCGCUAUCCGCCAAGCAGCAGCAGCAACAAUUGCUACUGCAACAGCAGCAACAGCUGCAGCAAAAGGAGCAGCGCCAGCGCCAGCAGACAAAUGGCAACAAUACGCUUCAAUUGCAGCUGCUGCAACAACAACAACAACAACAGCAACAGCAACAGCAGCAACAACAGCAGCAACAUCAACAGCAGCAGCAGCAGCAGCUGCCGCAAACAAAUGCUGGCUCCUCGGCAGCUGCUUCGAACAACUCGAAUGCACCGACCGAAGAUGAUUCGGCGGAUGAUGCUAGCAACAAUUGGAAUGUUUAUAGCGAGCACUACGAGGACUUUGCCGCGGCCAGCGACAACAAACUGAAUGUGCAGCUGGUAUUGCAACAGCAACACCAGCAGCAACAGCAUCUGCAAUUGCAGCAUCAUUUGGACUCCACCAUUGAGGACGAUCACAAUUAUGUGGCCGCCCAUGAUGAGGACAAUGACAGCAGCGGCUUUGCCGGCAAUAUGGGCAGCUCCGGCGGCAUUGUUGGCAAUGUUGCUGGCCUCUCGCUCAGCAUGGACGCUGAUUUGGAUACCUCGGCAAACACAUCCGGCUCAUCGCUAAUGCACAGCUCCAUCGAUGGCUAUACAUCGUACAAGCGGGUGCGACGCUCAGAGGCAUCGCUCGCUCAGGCCGCCAAAUGUGUGUCAAAGGGCGAAACAUUUCAAACGGUCAGCAACAUGUUCAAUAUACCCGUCUCGACCAUACGCUUCUAUAUGGCACGCAAGGGCAUAUUGCCGAAGCGGAAGCGCGGACGUGGCGCCUCCCAUGCGGGCAGCACAAUUACCACAACCAGCACGGGCAAUGCAGCUGCCGCUGCGGCAGCAGCAGCAGCGGCGGCCACCAUGGCGGCGGCCACCACAUUGGGCAGCUUAUCGACGGCCGGUGCGCAUCAUGUGUCGCAUCACUUGCCACUGGAUGCCAUACAGCUGAAGCGACUCACAAAUGCCAGCAGUGGAGGCGGCGGCGGCAGCGGGGGAGGCGGCGGUGGCGGGGGUGGCGCUGCCAGCCCCUCAGGAGCAACUGCAACAGCAGCGGCAGCAGCAAUGGCAGCAGCAGCAGCAGCGGCAGCAGCAGCUGCCUCCUCCUCCUCGCCACGACUGGAGGUGGCCACAGCGGCAGGUGUGCCCUUUCAUCUGCUCAGCGAUGCGGCGGCCUUCAAGCUGAGCGAACAGCAGCAGCAGGCGCACAUAAUCUAACCAUGAGGUUGGCUUCGCUUGCAUUUAGACCCAUACGUGAAACGAGAGAGUGAGCCAAAUAUUUUACCAAGCUCUGCGCGAUGCAGUUCAUCCAGCUUCCUGGCAUCUAUGGUAAACGAUGGACAAACCAAGCUCUCGCUAACAGCCGGAAACAGGCCAGAAAUGUGUCUGUUGAGACGUUUACUCAUUGCUUAAGUGCAUCUCAAAAUCACACACACACACACACACACACACACACACAGAAGCACACACAUAAGCACACACAGCUGCACACACUCAUGCGUAGUCGCUUUAAAAGCAAACCCCUCCCUUCCACCCAUUGGUUCCUCCAAAUGCUGACGUUGAACAAUGAUCUGCAACAGUUAAAAGCUAUGCAUAUAUACUAAUAAUUAUGAACGUAUAUCCUAGUUAUACGCAUAUACAUGCAUAUAUGUAUAGAUAUAUACAUAUAUAUUUUUUUUAUAUCUAAUAUUUUGCCUUUAGUCAGCUACAUAUUAAUUAUGAAUAUAUAUGUAUGUGUAUACGGCAUACGUGAGCACGCGUAUGUAUUUGGCAAAUUCAUCUGCACCCCACAACCCCCCCCCCCCCCCAUACCUCCCACUAAUUGUAUGUAUCAUCGCUUAUAAGAUUAAGGAUUAGUUUUACAUCUGUAAUAUAGUACAUGACAUUUUUCAUGCAACAAUCCCCCAACCAAUCACAACACAUAAUUUGUUCAUAAACCAACAGCAUUAACAAACAAAUGUAAUACAUCAAAUUUUGUGCAGUUAACAGACAGUACAAUAACAAUAAGUUAGAAAAAAAAAACAAAAACAACCAGUUGCUAUAUAUACAGUACAUUUAUUUU